Molecule: messenger RNA, 3785 nt
Organism: Sebastes umbrosus (honeycomb rockfish)
Lineage: Eukaryota; Metazoa; Chordata; Actinopteri; Perciformes; Sebastidae
Gene: lhx5
Product: LIM homeobox 5
Exons: 8
Coding region: 1144-2334 (396 amino acids)
Biological process (GO): regulation of transcription by RNA polymerase II; neuron differentiation
Cellular component (GO): nucleus
Molecular function (GO): DNA-binding transcription factor activity, RNA polymerase II-specific; RNA polymerase II transcription regulatory region sequence-specific DNA binding
Source: RefSeq, a predicted model, not a curated record
GCUAACAUGCUGAAUGCCAACAUGUGGUGGUUCCUUUUACCUUCAGUUAGGUAUCUCAUCUGCUUGAGGACUGGUUAUACUGGGACGUAGAGACUGAGUGGACUGGUUAUAUAGUUUGUAUUGGGAAUAAACGAGCUGAGAAGUUGAACCUGGUGGAGAUUACUUACCUGUGUGGUGCAGGAGCCUCACAGAAUGACGUCAGACAGGUGAGUACAGCAGAGCGAGUCUCUAGUCUGGUUCCGAGUGUCUGGCACCUUUUGCCCAAAUCUGGCUCCGAGUGGGGGGCUGAGCCGAGAGGGGUAACGCAGGAGAAAUAAAGGAAGGAAGGAGCAAGGAGGCAGGAAGACAAGGUGUUAACACCCUUUUCAACACCAGAGCCCCCUCGCACAAACCGAGCAGAGGGAACCGUCUAAUUGUAAGGCUAAAGGCGGCUAUGUUAGGAGCUCGGAUAAUUGGGGGAAACUCAUUCAGCCUUUUCCCUACAAAAGUCACUCAUGAAACCUUCCCAAGCUGGCCUCCUCUGUAUAAGCUUCUUGCAUGCAUGCAUCCAUCCUCGGUCCUGGUUGUGGGAUUCAGGUUCGCUCAGGAGGCUGUGGACGUGUAACCAUAACAACUGCGUUCUGAUUGGCUCUCCUGGCAACGGGAAUUAACAGGCGCGUCAUCCAAUGUGAGCGCAGGACGAGCAGGACGCACAAACCCUCAUGAUGAUAACCCAGCCAGGCACAGCGAUGCGUAAAGUGGCGGCGUUGAGGUGCAGGUGAAGAAGCCUGGAGGAAGAAAUGACAUGACUGGACCCAAAACAAGAAGCUGAGGGGAUGCAUUAUUAGAAAUAAAACAUGCUUUUUGUUGAAUAAUGAGGUUUUAACAGAGAAAACAUGCACAUCAGCUGCUGGAGCGGCUGAAAGCUCUCCUCUUCCUCUCUGGAUUGUGGAUUUGUGACAAGUGCUGCAGGACCGUGCAGGAUCAGGAUCAGGACUACAACCGUGCACCGAGGAGCUUCUUCCUCUACUUUUUUCGCCUGCACAAAGCGCACCAAAAGCAGCCAAGACGUUGUUCUGCCUCAGUCCGAGCAGCAGCUCAGUCCGUGCAGGGAGGUCUGCUCUCGGCGUCCUGCAGGCCGGAGACGGAGACAGAGGAGACAUCAUGAUGGUCCACUGUGCAGGCUGCGAACGGCCCAUCCUGGACCGGUUCCUCCUCAACGUGCUGGACCGAGCCUGGCACGCCAAGUGCGUCCAGUGCUGCGAGUGCAACUGCACCCUCACCGAGAAGUGCUUCUCCAGGGAUGGAAAGCUCUAUUGCAAAACGGACUUUUUCAGGCGGUUUGGCACUAAAUGCGCGGGCUGUCUGCAGGGAAUCUCGCCCAACGACUUGGUGCGUAAAGCUCGCAGCAAGGUUUUCCAUCUGAACUGCUUCACCUGCAUGGUGUGUAACAAGCAGCUGUCCACUGGAGAGGAGCUCUACGUGAUAGACGAGAACAAGUUUGUGUGCAAAGAAGAUUAUCCGAGCUCCGGAGCCAUCAAGGAAGUCAACUUGAACUCAGUGUCGUCGUGUACAGAUAGGAGUUUAUCGCCGGAUCUGCAGGACCCAAUACAGGACGACAUAAAGGAGACGGACAAUUCCACGUCCUCUGAUAAGGAAACGAACAAUAUAGAGAACGAGGAGCAGAACUCUGGCACCAAGAGGAGGGGACCCAGGACCACCAUCAAGGCCAAGCAGCUGGAAACGUUAAAGGCCGCGUUUGUCGCCACACCGAAACCCACCAGGCACAUCCGAGAACAGCUGGCCCAGGAAACAGGACUAAACAUGCGGGUCAUCCAGGUUUGGUUCCAGAACAGAAGAUCCAAAGAGCGACGAAUGAAGCAGCUGAGUGCUCUCGGGGCCCGGCGGCACGCCUUCUUCAGGGGCCCGAGGAGGAUGAGGCCCCUGGGAGGCCGGCUGGAGGAUCCGGACAUUUUAGGACCUGGGGCCUAUGGCUACUACGGAGAGUACCAAGGUGACUAUUACGGACCAGGAACUAAUUACGACUUCUUCCCCCAUGGCCCUCCAUCCUCGCAGGCUCAGUCUCCGGCCGAGUCCCCCUACAUCCUGGGCUCCGGACCCGGAGCCAUGGAGGGAUCAGGCCACCACCCGUCAGACGACCAAAGGUUCACGGACAUGAUCUCCCACGCGGAAACCCCCAGUCCGGAGCCGGGCUUACCGAGCUCCCUGCAGCCGGUCCCGGGGGAGGCUUACGGGGGCGGACCCAGUCCUCCGUUCUCCUUGGCUAGUAACUCCAGCUACAGCGCUCCCAUGUCCCACCAAGGCCCGGAGAUGGGAGAAACCACAGCCUGGUAAAAAGGACCGAGCACAGGGGACCAUUCCUGGGCUGAAUGUCAGCCCUCGUUUAAUUCAGGAGAUGAAUAAUAAAAAAAAAAAAAACACACAUUGUGGAGUGAAAAAUACAAAUUUUUAUGGAGGACUUUUUAAAAAUCACGGACUGAUUUUCACAGAAUCAAGAAUGGGACAGCCUGCUGGAAAACGUAAUAUUUGCUGCCCAGUAGACUCCAAAGCAUAUCCCUUCCUGGAUUACUGGAAUUAUUUAAAAAUAAAAAAAAAAUAAUUUGCGAUUCCACCCAGCAAAAAUGCUUCUCGCCUUCCCCUUGAUGUUAACGAAGGUAUAUCUUCUAAUAACUAGAGAGAAAUGCCAAAGGGGACAUCUUCAGUUCUCUUCAUUUCUCACCACAUUUUUUGCUUCAAAGCAAUAUUAUUAUUAUUUUUUUUCACUGUUCAUUCCUCAAUAUUAAAGAGACAAAAGGACCCGGUUUUAACACACGCUUUAAUGUUCAUAUACGGACACGUAUGUGGCAAUCGAGACACGAUACGAUGCUUUAAACAUCCUCCUCUAAGUAAGACAAUAUGUCGAAUCAAAGGCUGCUUCUUGAUAGAAACUCUACACACACUGACACAUUGACUUUCUCCAGCACACAUCCCAGCUUUAAGUCCCUUAAUGCACAAAAAGCGUUCUUGAUCAUAGCUCAAAAGAAGGAUGUCUAUACCAUUAUUCAAAACACGGACACAAUUAUACAGGCACUUGUACUCACUCAAGCACACACACACACACACACACACACGUCUCACACCCAUCCAGCCGGCCCUGAUAGUUCUGCUCUGCAGACUGCUUCACCUGACCUUCCCUUUGUUACUGUCCCUUUUAAAAAACAUGUUUUAAUGGAAAUGAUUUUCAAAAGAACAUUGAACCCAUAAUGGAGAAUCUACUUCAACAGCUGAGGUCUCCUUCCUCUAAAGAGAGAAAACAAAAGAGGGGGCAGACAACAUCUGUGACAUUACCUCUGUCGGCUCUGAAGCACUCAUUGCCAUCUAGUGGCCUUAAAAAGAAAUAAUAAUCAGCUGAAAGCAGCAGCAGCGUCCGGCUGUGUGUAUGUGAACAUCUUUGUGUGCUGCAGAGGACAAAUUCUUGUUGUGUUUUUUUUCUCUAAAUAACGACAAUAGAUAAUUCUGCAGUUUCAGGGCCAAGUGUCAUCGGGGGCUCCGGUUUGAAAAGUCAGCCUUUGUGGAGCUACAUUAAAAGAAACAAUAUGUUCACCUCUCCUUAUAAUACAGCUUUCUGAAAGGAGACUUUACAAACCAAGUGAUAUUAUUCAAUACAAAAACCUCCCAUAACUCCUCAUUUUAAAAAUUAAUCAUCACACACAAUACGUCUUAAACAAAAAAACACAUCCAACACUUGUUCUGCUGUUUUGUCCGCCGCGAUGAGUUACUUGAAAUAUUCGUUUUGACAUAAUUUC